UAAUUUAAUUAAUUUCGUCAAACAAUUUAUUAUGCAAUAAUUAUUGCUAUUAUUGUUUGCGUCAAUGGUCCGUUUUAAACCAAGGUGGCAACCCAGAGCAUUGUAUUUAUUCUUGGCGCGGUGUGUACACACUGUAUUAUUGCCGGUGUCUUUGGUUGGAAUUCCUUUAAUUUGUUGAAUUCGAUUGCGAGUAGUAAAACAGGGCUGCAAAUAUGGCCGACGACGAACAAGAGGAUCAGAAGGAGUACCGCUGGGAGACGGGAUAUGAAAAGACCUGGGAGGCAAUCAAGGACGAUGACGACGGCUUGCUGGAUGGAGCCAUUGCGGAGAUCAUUCAGAAGGCCAAGCGCCAGCGCCAGGCUCAAAAGUCCAAGCAGAACCGCCUGGGUAUGAUGCGCCACCUGUUCCUUGUGCUGGAUUGCUCCGAGUCCAUGAGCGUGCCGGACCUGAAGCCCACGCGAUUGCGCUGCACCGUCAAACUGCUCGAGCUGUUCAUCGAGGAGUUCUUCGACCAGAACCCCAUCAGCCAGCUUGGCAUUAUUGCGCUUAAGGCCAAGCGGGCUGAGAAGGUGACCGAGCUCACCGGAACCUCGCGCGUGCACCUCAAGGCGCUGGAGAGGUGGGUUACAGUAGGCCCUUUUGAAUUCCGACUCAUUCCCCUCUCUUUCAGCCUGGCCAACGUCUCGCUGACCAGCGAGCCUUCGCUGCAGAACGGCCUGAAUCUGGCGUUAAAAACCCUGAAAGUUGUCCCCUCUCACGCUUCCCGCGAGAUUGUCAUUAUCAUGGGAUCGCUCACCACCUGCGAUCCCGUGGACAUCAACCUCACCAUCGACGAGCUGAAGAAGGAGGGCAUUCGCUGCUCAGUAAUUUCGUUGUCGGCGGAGAUUCACGUUGCCCGCUACCUCACACAGCAGACGAUGGGCACUUUCGGGGCGGUUCUGGAUGACGCCCACUUCCGGGACCAGCUUAUGUCACAGGUAGAUCCGCCGCCCGCCGCAAAGACGCAGCACAAUUCGCUCAUUCGCAUGGGUUUCCCGCACACCAAGAAUGAAGUGGAGGGCAAGGACGCGCCGCUGUCUAUGUGCAUGUGCCAUAUUGAAAACUUGGAGGAGCCCAGCGAACUUUGCACCACUGGUCACCAUUGCCCGCAAUGCAACAGUAAAUACUGUGAGCUGCCCGUCGAGUGUCAGUCCUGCGGACUCACACUAGUCUCGGCGCCACAUUUAGCGCGAUCUUAUCACCACCUGUUUCCGGUGCCCAAUUUCGAGGAACUUCCGUUCGAGGCAAUGCCUGCCACCUCCUCAGACCUCGGAAGCGGAGUCAGGGAGUGCUACGCCUGCGCCAAGGCCCUCGGGCAGGUCACCGAAAAGGUCGCCGACAAGGUCGUAUUCAAAUGUGGAUUCUGCAAACAGUUCUUCUGCAUCGACUGCGACAUCUUCAUUCACGAGACCCUGCACGCCUGCGUGGGAUGCAACACCAUUCCUGGCGUGGACGGCCUGGUCUACCAGCAGAAGACCAAGGCCGACCAGGAUGAAUCCCACCCGGGGACCUCCAAGCAGCGCGCCCAGUUUGGCAUGUAACUGACUUUCUUUAGACAUAUUUAUAUUAGAAACUCCAACUACGCAUUUAGGGCAAAACCAAUACAGUUCAAUUCGUACCGGUGUUCGUGAGUUGUAUCAAUUAAGAUCUGGUGUUAUGCUUAAUAAUUGUGAAGGUGAGCGUAGCAAUAGUAUGGCCGCUGUCAAACCCUCUCAUUUUCAUAGCAAAUUGCUUGGUCGUUGGUUCCCCGUGCCUCCCCAUGCCAACUUGGCGGGCUUUUGUCUACAGCCCGUUUGAGUUCAUCGUCAGCGCUUGUUGCAUUCGGUUGGGUUUUGUUUCUAUUCGAUCGCAAAGCUCUCGGCAUCCACAGGUGUUCUCGCUGCCACUACUGGCGGGAAUAAAGUUAAACCCGCGUUGGUGUGAAUUUCGAAGCGACCGGCCCGAGAGAUAACUUUGUUUUUGAGCAGGUCUGUUGCGGAGUAGAGGUACUGCUCUAUGACACCCAUAAAGAAUUUGUGGAGACGAUGACGCUGCUUUUAACUAGUAUUAAACUAGUUUGAGCCCAGCUUAACCGCCACAGUUAUCGAUUAAUUUAUUAUAUGUUAAACAUUUAAGUGAAGAGCUACAGCUUAUUAUAAAGGUUACCAUUGACAUAAAAUUUAUAAAUGUACAUAUAUUUUUCAAAGGUGCUAUUAUAGAGUUGAGAUCUGCAUUUAUA
Molecule: messenger RNA, 2257 nt
Organism: Drosophila takahashii
Lineage: Eukaryota; Metazoa; Arthropoda; Insecta; Diptera; Drosophilidae
Gene: Ssl1
Product: general transcription factor IIH subunit 2 Ssl1
Biological process (GO): regulation of transcription by RNA polymerase II; DNA-templated transcription; nucleotide-excision repair
Cellular component (GO): transcription factor TFIIH holo complex; transcription factor TFIIH core complex
Molecular function (GO): zinc ion binding
Source: RefSeq, a predicted model, not a curated record